This is a messenger RNA of Triplophysa dalaica, 4355 nucleotides long. Its product is annotated as adhesion G-protein coupled receptor G2. Lineage: Eukaryota; Metazoa; Chordata; Actinopteri; Cypriniformes; Nemacheilidae. Gene Ontology annotation, biological process: adenylate cyclase-activating G protein-coupled receptor signaling pathway; cell surface receptor signaling pathway. The coding region runs from base 206 to 3919 and encodes 1237 amino acids. The record is from RefSeq and is a predicted model, not a curated record. Gene Ontology annotation, molecular function: G protein-coupled receptor activity. The transcript is spliced from 32 exons. Gene Ontology annotation, cellular component: membrane.
UUGUCGGAAUUCCGUAUUUGAGAGGAUGUCAAAAAUAUAUCUCUUCUAAAAAACUACUAAGAAACACUUCAAACCAAACUUUCAAACAAUUUUCUUAAAGUCCACACAUUUAAGUAGACUGGCUGUGGAUUUCUGUGGAAAAGUGGUCGGAAGUUGUCGAAAAGAAAAAGUUUUUUGUGGAAGUGAAGAAUAUCGCAGUAAGUCGAUGGUUCGGUGCGUCUGUACGAGUGACGAUGUGAAACACAACAGGAUGUCUAGACAACUUCAUCCGUCUUCAAGGAUGAUGACCAUAUCCAAAGGGAGCUUUGGGCUCUGGACAUCUCGGGAGCUUGUAUUUACCCUGCUCUUGCUUCUGCUAUGCAUUUCAGGGGCGUAUGCUACGUCAACAGCAGCAACAACAACAACAACAACAACAACAACAACAACAACAACAACAGUACCAACAACAUCAGCAGAUACAACAACAACACAUACAACAACAACACAUACAACAAACUCUUCAGCAGCAACAGAUGUUACAACAGCUAUAGUAACAUCUACAGAAACAAAAGGAACAACAAUAACCGAUGCAGCAGGAACAUCAGCAACAGCACAGAAUGCAACAACAAUACAAAAUGCAAUGUCAGCAAAAACACCAGUCACAAAUAAUCCAGCCAUUCAAAAUACAUCAAUAUCAACAACAACUGAAAAUGUCACAAUAUCAACAACAACAACGGCACAACAUGCCACAAAAACAGUGACACCACCAAUAGCUACAAACACAGUAAACACCACAAGUGUGAAUCCUUCUACAAACCCAGUAAACACCACAAGUGUGAAUACUUCUACAAACACACAUGAAAGGACAACAGCAUUACCGACCACGCCCGUGGCCUGUAGCUUUGAUCUAAGCUGUAAUAAAACAUUUUACUGGAUGCCUAUAUCUGUACAGGGUCUAUUUCCAAAUGCAGAUAAAAAUCAAAACGUCGAAGCAUGGCUUACUCCAGUGUUUCGAAACAACCUGAGUAUAUGUGUGGAUAGCCACAUAAACACAAGUGUUUCGACACCUGACCUGUUUCUGGGCAUGAGUGUCUCUUGCCAACCACAACCUGUUCCAACGGAAGCACUGUGUGAAGUACUUUUAAACUUGAGUAGACCUGUUGAUGUAUGCUGCAUUAAAAAAACAGUGAUUGACGCAGGGAACUUAAUUAAUGCCACUUUGAUAGGAUGUGUAGAACGAGUGGGUGUGUGUUCAGAUAACACAACAAACAACACAUUCGGACCAAAUAAUGAAUGCAAUAACUCAAGCAAUUCUGAUAAUGAGUGUUCAAGAAAAUGGACAUGUGGAAACAAUACAGAUGCCAUUCAGAAGAACUUCACUACUAUCCCACCAACAUCAAGCGAAAAUUCUUGCAAUUGUUCCUCAACCUGCAAUAGUUCAGAUGCCUAUUACAGAUUAACUUUGUACAACGUGAACAUGAACGAAUCCACAUUUGUGUCCUUUAUCGAUGAUUGGUCAAAAAACAUAUCUAAUAUAACUAUCUUUAAGGGGUGUUCAGAGACCAUGCCGCAGCAGAAUUGUACUGCUGUAGUGAGACUAAACUCAAAAUGCGGGUUUGUUGUGCGUCCUGUCAUCAAAUAUGGCAAUAUCUCACUGGCUGUGAACAGAGUGGCUAUUUGCGGUGAUGAUCUUGAUAAAGGAAACAUCACUUGGAUUCAACAUUCUGUCAGUUUUGAGGACUUUUGCAGAAACAACUCUUUGAACUCUCUUGUUAACUGCUCAAGUGGAUCACGUGUGGGUGUUCUUCUGAAUGACAGCUGUAAUUCUAACGGGACCUUCAACAACGCCACAUUUCCUACCCCUUCUUCCACAACCCCCCCUUCAUCCACAACCUCCCCUUCUUCCACAAUCCCCCCUUCAUCCACAACCCCCACUUCUUCCAAAACCCCCCCUUCAUCCACAACCCCCCCUUCUUCCACAACCUCCCCAUCUUCCACGACCCCCCCAUCUUCCACAGCAUCCACAAACCAAAAUGCUGGUGAACUGUUAAACAUGACUGCAAACGCUUCAUCUUUAAACUCCACUCAAGUGGAUAGGAUCAUGACAGAGCUGGAGAAGCUUCUCUCUGGGCCAAAUGUCAGCGUGGCUCUGGCGAACACUUCCGUUGGGAUUGUGAACAACCUGCUCGAUGUUUCUCCAACUGUAAUAGCCCCCUUCUCCAAACGGGCCAAUGGAAUUGUGGACACUCUGGGUCUUAAACUGGUUGUAUCAGGAGAGAGUGAGAAAUUACUUACUUCAUCUCUGGCACUGGCCGUGAAGAAAGUCGAUGGGGGCAAGUUUCAGGAGACGUCCUUCUCUAUAACCGACCCAUCAAACGUGCAGGUUCGCAGCGACUCCAGGCUAAAGAGAGAUGUUCAGGUUCGAUCCAUCCCUCUGGGCUCAGCCAUUCUUCCGGCUUCACUGACACAGAACCUCAGCUCGCAGGACCAGCAGCUGGCAUCCAGAGUGCAGUUUAAUUUCUACCAAAAGAGCACAUUCUUUCAGGAUAAAGCACUUGUUGAAAGCAGACUGAUCAGCGGGAUUCUGAGUGCUAGUGUGGCUAAUCUCACUAUCUCGAAUCUACAGAAGAAUGUGACGAUAACACUGCAGCACACUGAGACUCCGGAGAACGGUACGGUAUCAUGUGUAUUCUGGAACCUUACCUUAAACGGUGGUACAGGCGGCUGGAGUUCUGAAGGCUGCACUAAGGUUAUCUCAUCAUCAUCUAAGCAAGAAACACAAUGUAGCUGUAACCACCUCACCAGCUUUGGUAUUCUGCUAGACUUGUCCAAGGAGCCUAUAGAUCCCUUGCAGAACACAAUCCUGACAUACAUAACAUAUAUCGGCUGUGGCAUCUCGUCCAUUUUCCUGUCCAUCACCCUACUCACUUACCUGGCCUUUAGUAAACUGCGCAAAGAUAUCCCGUCUAAGAUCCUUAUUCAGCUGUGUUUGGCCCUGCUGAUGUUGAACCUGGUGUUCCUGGUAGACGGCUGGCUAGCUCAGUUCUCAGAAGUGAAUGGCCUUUGCAUCUCGACUGCUUUCUUUCUGCACUACUUUCUUCUAGCCUCCUUCACAUGGAUGGCCAUGGAGGCGGUCCACAUGUAUAUAGCACUUGUUAAAGUGUUCAACACUUACAUUUCUCACUUUAUGCUCAAGAUUGGAUUUGCCGGGUGGGGUAUUCCACUCGUUGUGGUCAUAAUCGUCAUAGCUACAAACAACAAGGGCAAAAACUACGGCCUUGUGUCAUAUGGGAAAUUUGUUGAUGACACACCAGAUAAUUUUUGCUGGAUCACCAAUAACAUUGUUUUCUAUGUGGCUGUGGUCGCAUACUUCUGCAUUGUCUUCCUGAUGAACUUCACCAUGUUUAUUGUGGUAUUGGUCCAGUUGUGUCGCAUUAAGAGGCAGAAUCCACAAAAUGCGCAGAAUCGCAGUUACUGGCAGGAGAUUCGCAGUGUAGCAGGACUCACUGUGCUUUUGGGUCUCACCUGGGGCUUCGCUUUCUUCGCUUGGGGUCCCGUUAACUUGCCCUUCAUGUACCUGUUUGCAAUUUUUAACUCUUUACAAGGAUUUUUUAUCUUCAUCUACCACUGCGCCAUGAAAGAAAAUGUCAGACGACAAUGGAGAACAUACCUGUGUUGUGGAACAUUGAGGAUACAAGAAAACUCAGAUUGGAGUCUUACAGCGACCCAGAAGAAAAAGAAAGCUUCCAAGAAAAGACCAUCAGGUCAUUCCAAUAAUUCUAGUUCAUCUUUCCUGAAUAAUUACAGCACUGCCUGUGAUUUGCCCAUGGGGAUAUGCAACCCCUAUGAUGAUAGGGUAAUAACAGCAUCAGAAGAGCGCAAAAUAGACGUGGUAUUGAACGAGAUCAAUAACAAACACCGGGGGAAAAAGUCAUAUUGAAAAUGAUGACCCACAAUCGGUCCUGCCAAGUGAAUAGGCAUGUGUGUGUAACAGUGAUAAGACACUGUUAUUUCUCUUGUAUUUUAACUUUAUAAAGUAUUGUGUUUUGUAAUGUAUUUAACGAAAGAGGUUUAUAUUUUAACUUCAAAUGAAGCACUUUAAUCAAUGAAAUGUAAAAAUAGAAAAACUACAAAUAACCAGAAAACAAAUGAUGGUUCAGGGACCAUCAUGGGGCCACCUUUUGUAAACAGUUACCGAUUACUGAAAUGAAAUGAUUUUCUUAUAUGCUGUUGGUCAAUGAUAUGAUUGUUUUUAUGAAAGUAGCUAUGAGGCCGGAAUACUCAAAAUACUCGAAUCAAAUAUGUUAUUUUAUUUUUGUAUAUUUAUAACUUUAAUUAUGAGUACAAUGAAUAAAAAAAUCGAAAAGGUUUGUAAA